Struthio camelus australis is the source of this 2366-nucleotide messenger RNA. It is a transcript of the gene SEPTIN3, whose product is annotated as septin 3. NCBI's taxonomy places the organism in Eukaryota, Metazoa, Chordata, Aves, Struthioniformes, Struthionidae. The record is from RefSeq and is a predicted model, not a curated record. Gene Ontology annotation, cellular component: septin ring; cell division site; microtubule cytoskeleton. Gene Ontology annotation, molecular function: GTP binding; GTPase activity; molecular adaptor activity. Gene Ontology annotation, biological process: intracellular protein localization; cytoskeleton-dependent cytokinesis.
AUUCAGGUCACAUGACGAUGGCAGCAGGAGCAGCACCAGCAUCCCCGCUCAGCUGAAAUAGCCACUGGAGAAGGAGGGGAAGGAGAGGGGGGAGAAGAGGACAGGAAAGAAAGAGAGAGGUAAAAGCAGAGCUUCAUAGCCCACCGCGCUGCACCAGCGUCAGGCUAGAAAACUGAGGGGGAAACCCACCCCCUUGGGAGAGUAAUCGGAGACAAAGGAAGCUUCAUGUUCAAAGGGACUUGAUGUAACCCGCGUAGGGCCCGCUCCUGCAACUGCGCUCACGCACCCAAGCCUUCCCUCCUUCACGCGUGGCAUCGGCAGGGAGCAGGAACACGAGCCCGGGGCCACAUGGGUGAAGGGGCUGGAGCGAAACGUGCUUUUGGAUCGCUGCCUCCAGCUGGAGCAGGACGGUCUUUUGCCAAACGGGAGGAGACCUCCAGGACAGGGAGCAGUUGGAGGGUCUACAGGACGCGCCUAGGAUGCCUGAUGCUACUCCUUGACCAUUCACUAAGAGCUUUAACGAGGUUUCAUGGCAGUGUUAACGUUACUUCAUAUAAAAGAGGCAUUCCCAGCAGACCAGGACCAGUGGAGAGCAAAAACGAGGCAGCCAUGUCUGAACUAGUCCCAGAGCCACGGCAAAAACCAGCUGUGCCAAUGAAACCCAUGGGCAUUAACGCCAACUUGCUGGGCUACAUCGGGAUUGACACCAUCAUUGAGCAGAUGCGCAAGAAGACCAUGAAGACAGGUUUCGACUUCAACAUCAUGGUUGUAGGUCAGAGUGGGCUGGGGAAGUCGACGCUGGUGAACACCCUCUUCAAAUCCCAGGUGAGCCGCAAAUCUUCAGGCUGGAACCGUGAGGAGAAGAUCCCCAAGACAGUGGAGAUCAAAGCCAUCGGGCAUGUCAUUGAAGAAGGUGGUGUCAAGAUGAAGCUGACAGUGAUUGACACCCCAGGAUUUGGGGACCAGAUCAACAAUGAGAACUGCUGGGAACCUAUCGAGAAAUACAUCAAUGAGCAAUAUGAAAAAUUUUUGAAAGAGGAGGUGAAUAUUGCAAGGAAGAAACGAAUUCCAGACACACGAGUGCACUGCUGCCUCUACUUCAUCUCCCCCACAGGCCACUCCCUGCGGCCUUUGGACCUGGAGUUCAUGAAACAUCUCAGCAAGGUAGUGAACAUCAUCCCUGUUAUUGCCAAGGCUGACACCAUGACCUUGGAGGAGAAGACUGAAUUCAAACAAAGAGUGCGCAAAGAGCUAGAAGUAAACGGCAUCGAGUUUUACCCCCAGAAAGAAUUUGAUGAGGACCUGGAGGAUAAAACAGAGAACGACAAAAUCAGGCAGGAAAGCAUGCCAUUCGCAGUAGUGGGCAGUGACAAGGAGUACCAAGUGAACGGCAAAAGAGUCCUGGGCAGAAAAACACCUUGGGGAAUCAUUGAAGUGGAAAACCUCACUCACUGUGAAUUUGCCCUACUUCGAGACUUUGUCAUCAGGACUCACCUUCAAGACUUAAAAGAAGUGACCCACAACAUCCACUAUGAGACCUACAGGGCCAAGCGGCUGAACGACAAUGGAGGGCUGCCUCCCAUGACCGUCGAGACAGAGGAAAACCACGAAAGUAACCUGUGAAUGACCCCUCCCUGCUGUCACCUGGUGUCUCUGGAUAUGACAACCCAUCCCCGUUACCCUUGACUCUACCAUGGGCUUGUCUUUGAAGUAUUUGGCGCAUCCUCUGUGCGUGUGAGAGUAUGUGCGCAUGCGUGUGUGUUUGUGUGUGCCUGUGUGCCAGGAAUGGACCAAAAGCGUCUCCUCUGUCCUUCCCAGUAUGUCCUCAUUCUUGGUUUGUUUUUUGCACGGUGGACUGUCUGUCAUCUUCCUUUUUCUCAUGUUCUGUAGCUCAGAUGUGUGUCUUGCUUGGAGGAAAUAGGGUUGGGGCAUUGAUUUCUGGGGGCAGGAGGGCUCUGGAGGUGGGAGGUAUGGGGUGGGCUGUAGUCCUGUGUUUAUCCCUUGAAGACAUAGCAAGGAGAGACUCAGAGGAUAGAUGGUGCAUUCAGUGCACACACUGUCUUCCAGUGAUGGCAGCAGAGCUUUCUGCUGGGUCCUUGGUGGGUGAAAGGCAGUGGUUGGUCUGAGGGAUGGGGCGGGGGCAGUAUUUUAUCCCCAUUUCUUGCUAUGGCUUCCCAAGGGAAAACAGAAACGUGGACGUGGAUAGAUGGAGGAAGUGACAUAGUGACAUGUUUUGAGGUCCAGGCAGUGACUGAUGGGAGGAGACACAGAAUUAGUUCUUGGGCCUUAGCAUCCAUUUGAGAAGUAUCAAAGUACUUGGGGGAAAUAGCCAUAUUUGCCAAAAAAAAAAAAAAAGCAAAACCAAG